This is a messenger RNA of Tripterygium wilfordii, 1288 nucleotides long. RefSeq names its product PHD finger protein ALFIN-LIKE 7-like. Bases 301 to 1071 code for a protein of 256 amino acids. Gene Ontology annotation, molecular function: transcription coregulator activity; histone binding; transcription cis-regulatory region binding. The transcript has 5 exons. The record is from RefSeq and is a predicted model, not a curated record. Gene Ontology annotation, cellular component: nucleus. NCBI's taxonomy places the organism in Eukaryota, Viridiplantae, Streptophyta, Magnoliopsida, Celastrales, Celastraceae. Gene Ontology annotation, biological process: regulation of DNA-templated transcription.
GGAUCACCUAAUCCCUCUCCCUCUCCCUCUCCCUCUCCCUCUUCUCAUUUCCCAAAUUAAAAUCAGGCCCAACACCCAAAUCCUAGGCUCCCAAUCAAAACCCUAAAAUCAAGAUUCUGCCUUUCAAUUCCUUGUUUGUCCUUUUCCCCCUUUUGAUUAUCAAUUGCAUUUCUUAAAUUCUUCCAGCAUUACAUAGACGGACACACAUCCGCUGUAUAAUGUGUGUUGACAUUUACGUGGAUAUAGUGUGAUUCGAGGAGUAGUUGCUUUGAAAAGGUAGAGAACAAAGCAAAAGAGACAAUGGAAGGUAUACCGCACCCAAUACCUCGAACUGUAGAGGAGGUCUUCAGCGACUUCAAGGGCAGGCGGGCUGGUCUCAUUAAGGCUCUUACGAUUGAUGUCGAGAAGUUCUACCAGCAGUGUGAUCCUGAGAAGGAGAAUUUAUGUCUAUAUGGACUUCCUAAUGAGACAUGGGAAGUUAACCUACCUGUUGAGGAGGUGCCUCCUGAGCUUCCUGAGCCAGCUCUAGGUAUAAACUUUGCUAGAGAUGGAAUGCAAGACAAGGAUUGGUUAUCACUCGUUGCGGUUCACAGUGAUUCAUGGUUGCUUGCUGUUGCAUUCUACUUUGGUGCACGCUUUGGGUUUGGUAAGAAUGAAAGGAAGAGACUCUUCCACUCGAUAAAUGAGCUCCCAACCAUUUUUGAAGUUGUGACUGGAAACGUCACUGGAAACGUCAAGCAACCAAAGGACCAAUCUGCUGCUAAUAACAAUAGUAGCAAAAGCAAAUCUAGCGGAAAGUCUCGACAGCCUGAGUCCCAAACUAAGCCAGUUAAGAUGUCUCCACCACAUAAGCACGAAGAUGAGAGUGGGGAGGAAGAGGAAGACGAUGAACAGGGUGCAACUUGUGGGGCGUGUGGUGAGAGUUACGGAGGUGAUGAAUUCUGGAUUUGCUGUGAUAUAUGUGAGAGAUGGUUCCAUGGAAAAUGUGUGAAGAUUACCCCUGCUAAGGCUGAGCAUAUCAAGCAGUACAAGUGCCCAGGUUGCAGUAGCAAGAGGGCUAGAGUCCAGUAAAUAGCUGAAGUUGAAGUUAGUAAAACAGUUGGACAAAGUCAAAUCUGACGAGGUCUAGGACUUCUGGUAAACAGUUUGGAAAAAAGUUUGUUUCCAUAUUAGUUAAUGAUAUUGAAGGACUCCAGAUGAGAUUAUUGACAAUUGUGGUUUUAAGUUAGUUCCUGGCAGCUUGCAGUUUUAUAUAAAUGUUUGCCCAGUUUUCUGGUUUUGUUCUUGA